Folsomia candida is the source of this 2503-nucleotide messenger RNA. It is a transcript of the gene Mau2, whose product is annotated as MAU2 chromatid cohesion factor homolog. The coding region runs from base 1 to 1797 and encodes 598 amino acids. The transcript has 21 exons. Lineage: Eukaryota; Metazoa; Arthropoda; Collembola; Entomobryomorpha; Isotomidae. The record is from RefSeq and is a predicted model, not a curated record. Gene Ontology annotation, molecular function: double-stranded DNA binding; protein binding. Gene Ontology annotation, biological process: maintenance of mitotic sister chromatid cohesion; mitotic sister chromatid cohesion. Gene Ontology annotation, cellular component: SMC loading complex; chromatin.
AUGGCUUCGAGUCAGGAUGCCUGGUACCUGUCGCUCCUAGGAAUGGCUGAGUAUUUCCGCACCUCAAAUCCUCCAAACAUUAAGUGUUGCAUUCAGUGUCUUCAAGCAGUUUUCAAUUUUAAGCCACCUCUCAGAGUUGAAGCUAGGACACAUUUACAACUGGGAAACAUACUCCUAAUUCAUACAAAAAAUGUGGACCUUGCCAGAAAUCAUUUGGAGCAAGCCUGGUUUUUGUCUCAAACGAUAAGCAAUUUUGAUGAUGUUAAGUUCGAGGCGGCCAGUUUACUUUCUAACUUAUACGGAGAACAGAACCAAUAUAAUUUAGCCAAACCUAUUUUACGGAAAGCAGUAGAGUUGUCGAACGCUAACGUGUAUUGGCACUGUAGGCUGAUUUUCCAGUUAGCUUCAGUCCAUGCAAUGGAGAAGGACUAUCAAUCUGCAUGCAGUCUCUUGGGAUUUGGUGUCGACUAUGCCGAGUAUUCGUCAGCCAAUUAUACCCGUGUCUUGUUUCUCCUAAGUAAAGGAAUGCUUCUACUUAUUGCCAAACGGUAUCAAGAAGUUCAUCCAUUACUUCAACAAGCUUCAUUACUUGUGGAACAGUGGACGGGAAAUCAACACCAGAAGGAGUACCUUAAAGUUUUUUUUCUUGUCCUCCAGGUUUGCCACUAUCUUAUGGCAGGACAAAUUAAAAGUGUAAAACCAAGUCUUAAACAAUUACAACAAAGUAUUCAAACAAUUACUCAACCUUCGUGGCCAUCGGACGAAGAACUUGUCACGGAAAAUAUUGGUGACAUGUUUAUGUGGAUGCCCAAGGAGCACCUGUAUGUCCUAGUUUAUCUCAUAACUGCAAUGCAUUCCAUGCAAGGUGGAUACCUGGAUAAAGCACAAAAAUAUACGGACAAGGCCUUGAUGCAGAUUGAAAAACUAAAAAAUGCUGAUCAGAAACCAUUCAUAUUACAUACAUUUCAUAUGCUUCUGUUGGAACAAAUAAUUAUGUGCAGACUCGUUAUGGGAAAGAAAACGCUGGCGUUGCAAGAAAUUUCACAUGCGUGUGCACUGUGUCAACAGCAUCCUAAAUUGCUUGCUACUCAUAAAGCUCCACUUAACACCUUACUCGGCUUGUAUGCCAUGUCCAUGAAUUGUAUGGAGGCCGCAGAGGUUCAAUUUACAACAGCCCUGCGGACAUCCCAAGAACGUGAAUUGUGGACUUUUGUGCACUUAAAUCUCGGAAUUGUUUACCUUCGGACGAAACGGGAAACCGAAUUUCAGACAAUUUUGGAAAGGAUAAAUCCAGAAACCUUGCCUUCCGCUUCACACUCUUUACGUGCUGCCGCGUAUUAUGUUCAAGGGCUCCAGUCAUUUUUUCAGCAACGCUACAACGAUGCCAAGAGAUAUUUGAGGGAAAGUUUGAAAAUGGCAAAUGCUGAAGAUUUGAAUAGACUAACGUCAUGUUCUCUUGUACUUCUGGGUCAUAUCUUCCUAUCUCUUGGAAAUAGCAGAGAAAGUAUGAACAUGGUUACCCCCGCCAUGCAGUUAGCCUCAAAAAUCCCUGAUGUGCAUGUUCAAUUAUGGGCAACUGCAAUAUUAAGAGAUCUCUACCGAUUAUGCAGUGAAACAGGACGUGAAACGGAGAGCAUGCAAAUGCACUGCAAUUUCUCUCAGAUGCUUCUCAAAGACCAUUUUGCGGCUUCUCAGCUACCCGAACACAGUUUGAUAAACUGGUCCGAAGGAGAUUUCCCUGUUCCAGUUGGUCUUCCUACUGGUCCAAUGCCAUCAUCAUCUAGCGUUGUGCUGUGACGUACAUCGUAAAUUUUGUCUACCACCCCCAAGGGCUCAAGCAAUAUUGCAACAUCGAGACGAAAUAUGCAAAAUCAUUUUUCAUUUUUCAACAAAUGUACUGUAAAGUGGAUGAGAAGACGGACGACAACAGACCUGUUCCACUAACAAAGCAGAACAGAACCCGUACUAAACUCUAAAAAAUAGUCUUUCUAACAAAGUUUACCUUCACUAUACUACUAGAACUACUACUACUUCGUUGCGUCCACUUGUUAAAUUACUCAAAAAAGUCGACCAACAAAGUUGUUGGCGAGUUUUUACUUCAUUGACAAAAUAUUAUGAAAGUUGCAUUAAAUCGUCAAGAUCAAUACCUUUAACACUUUUUAAUAUGGCAGCUACAAUAAUCAAGACUUCCGAUUACUACGGAAUGUUUUUCAUGAUUUGUACAACAAAAAUGUGAAAAACAUUACUAGUUUUGAAAAACGUAUCUCAACUUUGGACAUGAAAAUUAUCAUUGUGAAGUAGGUUAAGCUUAUUUAUUACUAUAAUUGCAAAGAAAAUAGCCGACAAAGACGUAAGUUUAUAUUCCUUAUACGCAACAACAUCGAUCGACGAUAAUUUAUUUGUAUCUUUUGUUUCUUACAAUUUAUCACUGAAAUUAUAACCAUUAGACUGUUAGAAUGUAUGUGCAAUAAAUAUUGGACAAACAUCAUAUUAUACAUCAAGA